Messenger RNA from Penicillium robsamsonii, 1023 nucleotides. RefSeq lists its product as uncharacterized. The transcript has 2 exons. Lineage: Eukaryota; Fungi; Ascomycota; Eurotiomycetes; Eurotiales; Aspergillaceae. Bases 1 to 1023 code for a protein of 340 amino acids. The record is from RefSeq and is a predicted model, not a curated record.
AUGGCCACAUCGUCCUGUCUCGAGGAGAGGUUGGAGCUCGUUUCAGUUGACAUCAAUAUGGAUGAUGUUGAAGCAUUUAGAUACACUCUGGAGGAUCUUAUUAGUGAAGAUUCCACUAUCUCUACAACAUCCUGCUCACCCUCAACUACUGCUACCACAAUUAUACCGGCUGAGAGUUAUGGGAUUGCUACAUGUGCCAGAGUCACAAGUCUAACACAGCCUGCCUCCAAGGACUUUUCUACUCCCUACAGUAGCUAUGUUGAGAGCUUGACACCAAUUUGGAUUGACCAGCUUGGAUUGGUAUCUGCACAAUGGUUUGACUAUCCAUCAUACGGUCAUUCAGCUGUAGGGGUAAAGGGCAUAUAUGGAUGCACAGCAGUGAUCAUAGCAUCCGAAAAGGGUGUAUACAUCUCACAUAUUUGGGAGAGCCCUGUGUUUGUUGACGAGGCUCUCAAUCUAACUGAUGACAGCUUGUUCACGAUAACUGCGUUCAACUCCCUGCGAAACGGAACCGUAUAUGCACAAAGUGUGAUUGAUUUGAUCGGGACUGAUCAUAGUCCUGGGGUCCUGAAUGCAAUCUACGCACCCAAAGUGUUUGUUCUCACACCCUUCACCACAGAUUGGGAUCGACGGAACUUUGGCAUUUCCACCACACUCAGAUAUCAAGCGCGCGCCGAAAAGCUCGCGCAAAAGAUAACAGAUAUUGUUCCUGGCUCCGGCGGAAAUGGCAUCAUCCUGGGUUAUACACGCACGAGUCGGCAGGCAUCAAGUCAGGAACCAGGCAUUGCAGGAAGAGCCAUUUUGGAGAUUGACCCCUUUUACACAUGGCUCACUACACCAUACGACACAAAGACGGCGGGUCUUCAAAUUAGUCGUUGGUGUCUGUGGGUAGAGGACCAGCUGAUUACUUACCAAGACUUCUGGCUUCCUUGUCUUACAGCUCCUGAGGUACUUCUUGACGAGACAUUGACUAACAAGACGUUUAUUACACCAAGCAGAGCAAGAGCUACUCCAUAUUUUUGA